ACCCAGCGGAUGAUUAGAAAGCUUGCUAACGUUGCGUAGCUCAGGACAAGGAAUUUUAAAACUGGUCGGAUCACUGGCUGACUGCAAAUUAAGCAUGGACGACAAGUCAUUCACCAAGGAGUUGGACGGAUGGAUUGAACAACUGAAUGAGUGUAAACAGCUAUCAGAGAACCAGGUCAAAGUCCUCUGUGAAAAGGCCAAGGAGAUUUUGACAAAGGAGUCAAAUGUACAGGAGGUGAGAUGUCCGGUAACUGUCUGUGGAGACGUUCAUGGACAGUUUCAUGACCUUAUGGAGCUCUUUAAGAUUGGAGGGAAGUCCCCAGAUACCAACUAUCUCUUUAUGGGAGACUAUGUUGACAGAGGUUAUUACUCUGUGGAGACAGUCACACUUCUGGUUUCUCUAAAGGUAAGGUUUCGUGAACGAAUCACAAUUCUCAGAGGGAAUCAUGAGAGCAGACAGAUCACACAAGUGUACGGUUUUUAUGACGAAUGCCUAAGAAAAUAUGGAAAUGCCAAUGUUUGGAAGUACUUCACAGACCUGUUUGAUUAUCUGCCUCUUACAGCACUAGUAGAUAACCAGAUUUUCUGCCUCCAUGGAGGAUUAUCACCUUCAAUAGACACACUGGAACACAUUCGAGCGCUGGAUCGCUUGCAGGAAGUUCCUCAUGAGGGUCCCAUGUGUGACUUGUUAUGGUCAGAUCCAGAUGACCGUGGUGGCUGGGGGAUCUCUCCCCGUGGUGCAGGCUACACAUUUGGGCAGGACAUAUCUGAGACCUUCAAUCACGCAAAUGGCUUAACUUUGGUUUCAAGAGCCCAUCAGCUGGUGAUGGAGGGGUAUAACUGGUGCCACGAUCGCAAUGUUGUGACAAUCUUCAGCGCGCCAAACUAUUGCUACCGUUGUGGAAACCAGGCAGCAAUCAUGGAACUUGAUGACACAUUGAAAUACUCCUUCCUACAGUUUGACCCAGCGCCGCGCAGAGGAGAGCCUCAUGUGACACGGCGUACGCCGGACUACUUCCUGUAAAGAUCACUGGAGAGAAUGGUAACAGGCUGCACAGAGGCAGCAGAAAAGAAGCGUUCAGUCUGACACAAAUUUCGUGCCAUUAUCAAUGCUCAAUGGAAACUUUCACACCUAGCUACAUACUACCACCUUUUCAAUUUAUAACUCUGUGCAUGAUGUUAUAACUGCUAAAAAUGGUUGUUGCUCUUAACACUGCUGUUGUAAUACCUGCUGGUUUUGUCAGGAAAAAUUAAUGACUUAAGGCUGAUAAUAAUGAUUAGGUUUAAUUUUCGUGUUUUGUUCUUAAUAUGUUUGCAAUAUAAAGUUUCUAAGCUGCAUCUUUUAUUUGGCAUGACCUCAGAUCAAAGGCUGCAGUACAUAUCAUGUGAACUCUUUUGUCUUUGUAAUGAUGCUCAACAGUUUUUUUGUGAAGUAAGAUGUAGAUUUUGUUCUCUUUGCACUUUUGUAUUUAUGUUUUAUCACAUGGCACUGACAGAUUGUGCUCAAUUUAUACUCUAUUAAAUAAGUAGCUAUUAUUCUUUUGUCCCUCAUGGACGUUAAUGCAAUUAAUUUAAAUCUGCAAUAGUGGCACAAGGGACUAAAUGACUUAAAAUGACUCAAUUGUUUUACAGCCUCUAACAUCCUAGAAUAAAAAGCUAAAAUUGCUUCGUCAUUAUUUCCAAAAGCAGAUUGAGAUUACUACCUGUUGUUAUUAUUAGUGACCACUAGAUGGAGACAGAAACCUAAAAUAUGUUACGAGGCAGCGGAGUGAUAAUCAGUAGGUGUAGAAAAUAGUGAUUUUACGUUUAUUUUUUACAAUUAAUUUGGUAAUGUUGUUUAGUUUUUUUUUUUUUAAAUAAGAAAGAUAUUAUAUUACUAGUUUCCACGCCGUUAUUUCAAACAUUUGUUUACUCAUAUUUUGUUUACAUUGUAUGUUUCUUUUAAUGUACAUUUAUGAACGAAAUGCUUUCUUUCUUUAUUUUUUCGGACCAUUUAUCUUUUCAUAAGACGUUGGUAUCGCCUAUUAAUGCCAGUCUGUUGUAUAUACAGUCGCGUGUGUGGAAAUUAUCCAAAGUUUUAACGUAUAUUAAUAAUUUACUGCCCUUGAAUCAAGUUUACAGAAAUGCAUCGAGCGUUAACGGAUGUAGCACCUGGUUCACUUCAUAAUAAAGGCAUGGUUUU
Messenger RNA from Melanotaenia boesemani (Boeseman's rainbowfish), 2182 nucleotides. Its product is annotated as serine/threonine-protein phosphatase 2A catalytic subunit alpha isoform-like. The coding region runs from base 95 to 1024 and encodes 309 amino acids. The record is from RefSeq and is a predicted model, not a curated record. The transcript has 7 exons. Gene Ontology annotation, molecular function: protein serine/threonine phosphatase activity. Gene Ontology annotation, cellular component: cytosol. Gene Ontology annotation, biological process: peptidyl-serine dephosphorylation; mitotic cell cycle. Lineage: Eukaryota; Metazoa; Chordata; Actinopteri; Atheriniformes; Melanotaeniidae.